This is a messenger RNA of Vitrella brassicaformis, 6370 nucleotides long. NCBI's taxonomy places the organism in Eukaryota, Vitrellaceae. The record is from the annotation of a GenBank genome assembly.
AUGCUCCUUCUUUUCCUUGCGCUGUUCGCUGGCGCCCAGCAAGGGACAGGUACAAGCAAUAAUGCUGAAGUACUGCAGCCAAUUGAACCCAGCUGUUUUUGGUUGUUCUUCUCAGAUGCUGUCCCGGACGUUGAGGGCCAUGUGUGCACUCCCUUUCAGGAAUGCGUGUUGAGCCUCAAUGGGACAGGUGCGACAGACAAACAGGUCACAGGCAUGAUUGUUCCUGAGGUUCAAUUCUCUUUUUCAGAUCUGGACCAAAUCAACUCUAUUGUGGUGUCCAAGAGGAGUGCUGGCAGCCCAUGUGCUCCGCCAGUCAGAGUGGCCGUCCCAUACGAUGGCAUCCUGUUGCCCACCAACGACGAAGGCUCUGAAUAUGACCCGCUGAAGAUCCUCUCAAGUAAUAUUCUCACGGGGGACGCAGUCGGCGUCUAUGAUCUCUGCUGGUGAGUCCCCAAGUCACGAAGGCACAGGAGGGCGGAUUGACUUGCUGCUUUCAGGUGUGCCGGGAACGUCACUUUCUGCCCCUUUUGGUCGAAGGCCGGAAUCCCGAGCUUCGACACGUUUGUCGGAAAUCUCACAGUGCGGGGUGAGGAGUGAUGCAACGCGCUCGAUUCCCUCCCCCUUUGUCACAAGCAGGCCCCGAUAAGACAGCCACCUACCAGUGCAGUGCCACAACGGACUGCUCCAUUAUCAUCGAAGGAAUCGGUACAUACAUCCGUUCGAAAUGCAAGUCCAUCGACUCGUGUGUCUCCAUCGAGCUGUCUGCAGCUUUAGACCAGAAUGACACUAUUCUGCUGUCGGCGACCCCAUGUGACAACGCGACUGAAGUCAGCUUUCCCGGCCUGUUUGGGUGGGGUCAGGACCUGGCCACCGCCAUUGCUGGCGGAACACCCAACUCACAGACCUAUGAAAUAGGCAGCAAAAGGCCGCGACUCGCAGGCGCAUUCCACCUCUGCUGGUGAAGUGGGCGAUCGGGCACGGCCUUCGCAGGAAGGGGACCUGUGUGGGUUUGUGCGUGUGUAGGUGCGGAUACAAAGACGAUUUGUCGGCGGAGUGUUCCUUUCCUAGUGACAGCGGUUUGUUCAAAGUCCCUGCAGGUCGUCUGACUGUGAAUGGUAUGCCACAUGCAUGUGAGGAGAGACACGAAGGAAUGCACUGGGUGCAAUCAGGCCCUCUGUACCGGGACUGGGCCUGCGCCGCCGGAAAGCAGUGCAUAAUCAAUGUGGAGGGCAUAGGUACACAUGCUCAAGUUCCGUCCUCGCUGUCUGUUCUCGUUUGUUAACGUCUGUCUGCCUGUCUGUCUGUCUGUCUGUCUGUGAAUUGCACAGGUCUGGCCGAUGGAGACACGAUGGUGGUUUCCCCAACAAACUGCACCAAUAUCACCGUUGUGGAGAACUCCACCACAUUGGCGUCGGGCGGGAGCGGAGAGACGUAUGACUUCGGACGGUAUGACCCACAGAUACUCACAAGAGCACAGAAGGGCACUGUUUGGUUUACUUUCAUUUCGGCAGGCCCCUUUAUAUGGGACUUGAUCCACUGUACCUGUGUUGGUCAGCCAAACGAGUGAAAUCCUCCAGCUGCUCAGCAGUCUCGCUGCCGUCUAUCUUUCCGUGCAGGUGUCCAAAGGGGGCUGCAUGCGAUUCAGAGUUGAAUUUUGGGAUCGAAGCAGGCACAAUCACUGUCAGUGGUACGUGCAGAAGAUGCAACCGUGCCCACCAUUGCAUACUUUACGUGUCUCUUGUCUGUGUGGACAGGGCCUGAUGGCAAUGCAGAUAUCACAUGCGUCGCUGGCCGAAAUUGCACCGUCACAAUUGCAGGCACAGGUGUGAAUUCACACACAGAAAGUGGAUCCACUCAUCAGCGGUAGCAUUCAUUACUCGCUUCGAAUUCUGCUGCCCGCUUGCAGGUCUGACGGACGGCGACACGAUGCUGCUUUCUGCUGGCGGCUGCGCAUCGCCAACGAAAAACUAUUUUGGUGGAGCCGACUUGGUUGACGUCGCAACAGCAUCUGGAGGGGAUGGGCUCACAUAUGAGUUCGGCAUCGCCAAGCAGGGCGUCGCAAGCCUCUCGCUGUGUUGGUAUGUGUGUUUGUAGGGGCACGAGUCUGCUGCUGGGCGGGUGGAUGCUUGUAUCUGUGCAUAUCUAAUGUGUGUGUGUGCAGGUGUAAAGGCCCGUGCGAUCCAGAUGCACGACCAGGGGACUUCAUCGCUGAAGCUGGCAGCCUGACAAUUUACGGUACUCAUGAGAAUGGGCGAGAAUGCUGCUCGGUGGGAUGGUGACGCCACACUCAUUGAAUGCUUGUCUUCACAAAAAUACAGGGCCGAGUGGCACUGACGAUAUUGUCUGUAUUGUCCGGCAAGACUGUCCCAUCUCCGUCACAGGGACUGGUAGGCGGCCUUGAUUGGCAUCAGCGUGUCAUGGCUGGACUUGUGUCUCGGUGGACGUCCAGGGCUGCACGAGCUGGACAGUAUCCUGGUGUCUGCGACGUCAUGUGACAGCCCGACCGAGGUCAGCCCUGACGGUCUCUUCGGGGCCAGUCAGGACGUCGCGAUCGCCAUUAGCGGAUCGGCAAACUCAAGAACCUAUGAAAUCGGCAACAAAAGACCGAGAAGAGAAGGGGAUUUCUUCCUCUGCUGGUAACAGAGAAUCGCGCAGGCACAGAUAAGGCAUACAGGCAUGUGGUACCACGGGUUGUGCAGGUGCGGAUAUCAGACGUUCGAGUCGAUGACCACACCAUUUCCUCCUCCUGAGGCGUGUGACCAUGACGACCCAACUCUCUUCACCGUGCCAGCCGGCAUGCUUGUUGUUCAAAGUGAGUCAGACGACCUAUGUGAGAUUGAGGUGCCGCAUUCAACCCCCUUGCUGUCUAUGUCGUGCGUCAGAUGAUAUUUCCGAGUUCUUGGCAGCUGGUCACAUUAGGAUCGAAAACCCAGAGGGACAGACGGAGGACAUUACUGUGGUUUGCCGCAUGCCGGCGGCCACGACAGUGACUUGUUCGCGUGCCAGGUAUGGCAAGCGGAUCACGCUGACAGAGGGCAGCCCCAUAACCGAUGUCGAGGGCACGAGCUUUGAUGAUGUGCUGAGGGGCAACUCACGGGCCAACACGCUUACCGGCGCGGCGGGGAAUGAUGUCAUUGUCACUGGAGGCGGCUUGGACGGUGAGUUGACGCGUACCCACCCAUACACAGAGACACUUGCUCCCCUCGUCCCUUCGUGUGUUGGUUCAGUGUUGAUCGGCAAUGCGGGAGCAGACACUUUGUGAGUCAGCCCACUCACCCUCUCUGUGUGCGUGUGAUUAUAGCAUACCCUUCCUCUGCCUGUCCUGUCUUCAGUGUGAUAUCUAACGUGGCUGGAGACGUGACCGUGCCAUCAUUCGACAGAGGGUCUGGCAGCAAUGAUGUGCUGGACCUCAGUGCCUUCAGGGACAUCACGAGCAUGUUAGCCCUCAUGUCUCGCGUCAGCAACGGUAAGAGGUAUGGCUGAGCGGGGAACCCAUCUCGUCUCCUCUCUCUCUGCCUCCGAACAAUGAUCGCCAGGUAGUGUCGUUAUCCAAAUGGCGCCGGGGCGAUCAGUCACCGUCGCUGACCUCACGCCAGCCGACCUGAAGCCGAGCUAUUUCGCUUUCGCAUCCCCCGAAGACAAAGAAGACGACCGGGACUGCGACUCAGCCUGGUUUAUACUUUGGGGACUCUCUUCAAACAAGCGAGCUUGGUGCGUCGAGACGUGGGCGUCUAUUGCCAUCCUGGCUGGCGCGACGGUGCUCAUAUUGGUCGGUGUGUGUUGUGGCUGCUGGUGGUGCCGCUCUCCGGAGGGCCGCGAGAGACUAGCUGACCGAUGUCUGAGGUGUCUGUGUAUGAGGCCGGGGCCACAACCCGAACCCGUCGAGCCAUCCGAACCCUCAGUGAGGACUGAGAGGGAGGAAUUCAUCGAAACGAGACUCAAAGAGAGGUGCGCUCGCAUGAGACACUGCAUACAUCGGCUGGGUCUGUCUGAUCGAUCGUGCUGCAGGACUGUCGUGAGAGCUAUUCCCUUGGCACAAGGUACACACACACAGUAGGCAGCGGAUGACAGGAACACACGGGACACCGACAGAGAGAAGGACUUGAUGUUACACAGACAUCUUCGGGUUGGCCUGGAUAGCCCGCUACGGCGCCUACGCGGUGAGGCGGUACCUCCCUGACACGACGGUGAUGUGUGUCUCUCGAUGUCUCCUUUCUUAUGUUUGUUGGCAGGUGGUCCCCGGCAUAAGAAUGAAGGGGUGGGUGACUCACUGCAUGGAAACACACACGUCGAAUGGAAUUUAUGGCCACCUAUCGUUUCAUCACCUGUCUGCCCCCGUGUGUUCGCUUUCUCCCUGUCUGUCUGUCUGUAUGUAUGUAUGUGUGCAGGCAAUUUAAGGUUAAGAUCAGCAAAAUGUUUCCCCUCAUCCUCUGCCUUGUGGCGUUGGUUCUGCAAGUUGUGGCCUACGAAGCCCUCUUUGAUGUCAAUAAGACCAGCGAUUACAUCGUCAGAUUAUUCAAAGCCAGGUCAGUCACGGUCAAGGAAUAAACAGAGCACAACCACCCAGUUGCCCAUUUGCGUGUCUCUGUCUCCUUUUCUUUCAGGGAGAUCGAGGAGCUGGCUGAUGUGCUCAAAGAGGGAUUCGACGACUCAACGGAGAAUCCCUUUGACGCGAGGUUCAUCGCAGUCUAUAUCUUCACUUCCUUUGCACUGUCGGCUUUGGCCAAUCGGCUGCGUAUCAUCGAGCUGUGGCUGUUGGAGCACCGGCUUGUGUGGUGCGCUGACCCAGCUAUGAUGGGACGACACUUGUAAGCGAAUCUGAGAGUGAUUUCAAUUGUCACAUGACUACAUGUGUGUCCCUCCGUGGCUGACCGGCUAAACUGCAGCUAUCUGGUGCUCGGUGAUUGCCACCCUAAUUUCACCCAGGAGCAGCUCGCCCAGCUAGAUAUUGCCAACGUAGGCACGCCAACGAAUGGUCAUGUGUUCUGGGUCUAUCUCUGUGUGUCUAUGGUGCCUCCCUGCAGGUGUGGGAGUGGAUGACGGGUUUUCUGUGCCUUGCUCUAAACGUAGUGGAGGUGCUGUGGCUCUUCUUGUUCACCUACAGCGCCGUGGAAGUCAUCAUUCGCACGAUUGAGAUACCAGUACGCAUAACUGCCGGGCUCAUCUGCAUGCAUGGUGAUUGUGGAUUGUCGUCUUUGGCUUUUCGCCGCAGGAAAUAUUUGUGAUCACUGUCAUUCGUGAGUGAAUGCUCUGGUGGAUUGUAGGUCAUGUGCGUAUAUGAAUGCGCACAUGUAUUGUUUGCGUUUCAGGAAUUCUGGUCGUCGCGUAUCUCGACAGAGCCGUCCUGCACCUGUUCACAAGCUUCUUCGACAUGAUCAUUGCCCCCCGGUGCUGGCUCUUCCAGAUUGUUGCGUCAAUCGAGAAGAUGGCAGAGGCCCUACAGAGACGCAAGAGCACCCAGGGCAAGCUGUGGUUCUGUUUCGGUGCCUCUUUCGAUGUCGUAUUCGGUAUCAUCUUCAGGUGGAGCUCAGCAGACAGGCGAUUUUGUCCAUCACAAUUCAUUGUACAUUGAGACUCAUCUCAUGCAGGAUCUUUCUGCGGCUCCCCGUCGGCCUCAUGUUUGCCGUCGCCAUGUCCCCAUUCAUACGCUUGGGCGCGGCUAAGCUGCCAGACCAAUACUCCUUCAUUCCCUCCUUCAUUUCCGACCUGCUCGGCUGGGGGAUGCUGGCCGCCAUUGUGCUCUUCGGGCUGCUCACUCCGUUCAUCAACAGAACAUGUAAUUGAGGCAGGCCAACAACUGCAUGGGCGAUUCUUGGUGUCUCCGUCGUGACUGUGUAUUUAUAGUUGGCCACGUGACGAGAUUGGGAAAGAGAGAGUUCGUCGAUGACGGCGACCUUAAGGUUGGGACACACACAGGGUGACCACAAGGACGUGUACUGUGUGAUGGAUGCAAUUUCUGCAGAAGAAUUUCGACAGCCUGAUGACCCCGAGGAGUUUGAUGACCCCAAGGUCUGUCAAACCUCAAGAAGACGAUAACGUCUCGGUCAAGAGCGGCAAGAGCAGCAAGAGUGCAAAGAGCAGUAAGAGUGGCAAGAGCAAGAGGAAUCGGCCGCCGAGCGACGCCAAGGAGAGGGCAAGUGAAGGGUCCAUCACAGCGCAGCCCGCCAAACCGAAGACCACCACGAUCAUCAGUAUGCGCAGUUUUUGGUACCUCUGUGGGCUAUCCAAAUGCACUCGCCACUUUCUCCCUGUGUCGCUAUGUGUAUGUGUGCAGUCACCGAAGGCACGUCGUCUGUGACACAGGGACAGAGACAUGGACUUAUGGAUUGGUGUGUGUAUGUGUCUUCUUUGUUUCAGAUACCCGGAUUGA